AUGGAGAUGGCGUCUAAAGGACGGAAACAACUUCACUGGCCUAAGCAAGAGCUCUCUAAGAAAUCAGUCCUGAGCCCCAAAGAACACAAGCUGAACAUUAACAAUGAAAACAAUCUCCAGCCCGUGUCUUCCGGGAUUCUCAAGGACAUUUUCACAACAGGAACCAGUAGCUAUAACGUCCUUCUGCAGAGCCAAGAGGAGAAAAAGCACCAGGCUCCCCAUCAGCCCCCCGCUCCCCACAAGAGGAGAGCCCCGAGGGGCUGCGCCGUGGGGCGGGCGGGCGGCAGGGCAGGCAGCAGCGCAGCACCGCCGCCCCGGCCCAAGGGCAGAGCUAAGAGGCGUUCUAACCAGGCAAAGCCUAAACAGGCCCCUGGGAAGGAGGGGGACGUCUCCGGCCAGAAGCUGUGUUUGCUCACUGCCAUCAAGCCUGCCAACGUGGACAAAGAGAAGGUGAAAUUCUUCAAGUCGGAUUUCACCUACAAUCCGCAGUUUGAAUACGCGAACCCUGCGCUGCCAAACGUGUUAGCUAAGCACAGCCAAGCAUCCGACAGGUUUCUUAAGCAGUCCAUUAACAUUAUGGAGCGGACACUGCAGAAAUAUGGAAGCUAUGAAAAAUUUGAACAGGCCACAGGAGGAAGUUUGCUGACCAAAAGUCGCAUCUGGAAUCAUGUCAGGAAAUACAUGGUGAAAGAAGGCUGUCUUGGUGAGAUCGUGGUGCAUCUCACGGAGGACCUGCUCUCUCGAGCCUCCAUGACGGUGGUGAACGGCCGGCCCACGCUCACCAUCAAUGUGUCCACGGCGCGGGAGCACUGGCUGGAGGGGAUGCUGCGGCACGAGAUCGGAACUCAUUAUUUUCGGGGUAUUAACAAUAACAGCCAACCUUGGUGCAACUGGAGUGGACGUAGAAAACAUGGGUUAAAACCAAUAAACCCUACAGAGGAGGGUCUAGCAAGCAUUCACAGCGUCCUCUUCCGCAAGGACCCUUUCCUGUGGAGGGCUGCCCUGCUCUACUACACGGUGUACCAGGCUAGCCAAAUGUCCUUCAGCCAGCUCUUCCAGGACGUGGGCAAGUUUGUCAAGGACCCCAACACUAGGUGGGAUUACUGCGUACGAGCCAAGAGAGGGUGGACGGACACAUCACAGCCAGGCUGUUUCAAUAAGGAUCAGGUAUACUUGGAUGGCAUCCUUCGAAUCCUGAGAUACAGACAGUCCAUUGAUUUCCAUCUUCUGACAGCCCUUGGAAAGAUCUCAUAUGAGGACGUGGACCGCCUGAAGGAAUUAGCUGUGAUUGAGAAUAUGAGGGUACCACACUUCUUGCAAGACCAUGCACGAUACAUGGAGCACUUGGAAAAGAUCAUGGAAGUCAAUGAGCUCACUGAUGAGGAGCUUCAGGAUCUCAUAAAUUAACAUCAUUAGUUAACCUCCUGUUAAUCCUGAAUAACUGAGACCAUAAAAAUCAGACUUCUGGGAACCCAAGGUGGACUU
Messenger RNA from Tinamus guttatus (white-throated tinamou), 1485 nucleotides. NCBI's taxonomy places the organism in Eukaryota, Metazoa, Chordata, Aves, Tinamiformes, Tinamidae. The record is from RefSeq and is a predicted model, not a curated record.